Messenger RNA from Micropterus dolomieu (smallmouth bass), 2626 nucleotides. Its product is annotated as nuclear factor 7, ovary-like. The record is from RefSeq and is a predicted model, not a curated record. Gene Ontology annotation, molecular function: zinc ion binding. Lineage: Eukaryota; Metazoa; Chordata; Actinopteri; Centrarchiformes; Centrarchidae. Bases 53 to 1525 code for a protein of 490 amino acids. The transcript is spliced from 2 exons.
UCCACGAAAGUGAAACUGACGGUUCAACAUAACACCAAGUCAGCCUGGCACCAUGGCGUCUGCGUUUUACUCAGAAGAUUUGACUUGUGCUAUAUGCGCGACCAUCUUCACUGAUCCGGUGACUCUCCUCUGCGGACACUCUUUCUGCAGAGAGUGCAUCACACAUGUUCUGAGUUUACAGCAGCAGUGUCCACAGUGUCGGACAGCUGUUCCAACAGAAGCGAAAUCUCUUCCAACCAGCCAUAUAUUGAAAAGCCUCGCUGAAAAGUCUAAACAAGCAGAGAAGAUCAAGAAAGAGCAUGGAAAUGAGAAAGCAGAGGUGGCUGAGUUGUGUCCUGAGCAUGAAGAAAAGCUGAAACUGUUCUGCAUCACAGAUCAGCAGUUAGCGUGUAUUAUAUGCCGAGAUGGGGAGAAGCAUGAAGGACACAAGUUUAAACCAAUCAAAGAAGCAGCUGCAUCUCUGAGACAAGAGCUGGAGACAUUUGUGCAACUUGCUUCUGAUGAUAUCCAUACAAUAGAAAGCCAAGCCAACACACAGAGGGAAGAAAUGACCAAAACCAAAGAGAAGUCUCAGCAGCUGAAGACCCAAAUCCACAGAGAGUUUGAGGAGAUGCACCAGUUUCUGAGGAAGAGAGAGGAUGAGAUUAAGAAUGAGCUGAAAUACAAAGAGGAAGAUGCUGUUGAGAAAAUGAGCAAGACCUUAAACGCUAUAGAAACAGCUUUGUCUGAGAGCAGAGAACGGCAGGGAAAGGUCACAUCAGUUCUGGAAAUUACAGACUCAGACAGGCUCUUAAAGAGCUGGACUGAGGGUAACAGUAUGAUGACUCCAGAACAUUUCUUCAGGCCCAGAGCAAAUGAUCUCCAAGUGGUGAAUGAUUCUCUCUCUUUGGGGCCUUAUGAAAGCCACCUGCAGUUCUUUGUGUGGAAGGAGAUGCUUCAGGUGAUCCAGCCCAGAGCAGAGCUGCUGUCACUCAAAAGCAACAGCAAAGAUAUAACGGUGUCUGGUGAUGGGCGGAGUUUGUUUUGUAGUCCAAAAAGCAACCGAGCUCAAACAGAUUCCUUUAAUUUUGGCGCUGGAUUAUACGACCCAGCCCCAAAAUACACUUUCGGUGCUGCUUUUAAUAGCCGAGCAUAUCCUGAGCAGUAUAGGGACAAGUCUUCCUUAUGCACAAACUAUACAUUCAGUGUCAGUGAGUUCACAUCAGGGCAGCAUUACUGGGAAAUAGAGGUUGGACACAGGGACUAUUGGGAACUAGGAGUAAAAGAUCAUUUCCUGAAAUAUGAUGGCCAAAAAUAUUCCACCUGUACUCCAAACAUAACCACAGAACUAACAUUUGGAGACAAGCCUCGAAAGAUUGGGAUUUACCUUAACUGCUCAUCCAAGAAGCUCUCCUUCUAUGAUGCAGACAACAUGACACAUAUUCACACUGUGAGCUCUAAGCUCAUGUCCAUGCCAUUGUCAGCAUAUUUUAACAUUAGAUCCAGAAAAGCAGAUCCUAACCCUCUGACAGUGUGCUGGUACUGAAGUUAAGAUAAACAUCAUAGCAGGUACUUAACUAAAAGAUUUAAAAAGUAGGUUCUGAAUUUACCAAAACAAAAACAGCAUAUGGCCCUUUUCAACCAAAAACGUUCCAGGAUUUUUUGAACCAGAAGAACUAAUAUUAGGAACUAAAUUAAGAAGCAGAUUCCCCAAUAUGGAAUAAAAGAAGAAUUAAAAGUUUGAAACAACAAUUUUUCUACAUUAGGAUAAAACACAGAAUGACCCUGUUGUUCUUUGUCUUUACUGUUGUGUUUAUGUUGUAUUUUAUCAGUGAAGUACAGCCCCAAUAGCUCCUUAUGCUAUCGUGGUAGAAGCCUCUGCAUGUACCUUUCAGGCAAAUGUUAAUGUGAAAGGUCAUUCCUCAGCGGACAGUACAGGGCAUAGCUAAAGCAUAAGUUAAAUCUUGAUUUAAAUGGGUCGCUGAAGUCAGUGAUUGAGUAGAUAAGUUGUAAUAAAUGAGUUUUGAAUAUAUCUAAAACAAACAGUAUUGUAUUUGCAGUUACUACUUUAAAUACAAAACCGAUCCAGGAUCUGUGUAUAGACGAUAAGUAGCAGCCUGUAGUUGAUUAGAAUUAGUUGUAGUUGCUCUAGCUAACAGGCUAAAUUUGUUGUGCUUGCUAACUUAAGAGAGGCAGGGAACACGUGGUGAAAGUUAAGUGGGCGGUGACACCACCGUCAUGAAAAAUUACAUUAUUAAAUAACCUGAAAUGAAAAUGUCAUGUUGAAAUAAAAAAGUCUUUUGUUGUGAAUUUCUAAUGUUUAUGUUUGUCUUUCUCAUAUUUCAGAUAUAGCAUUCAUGUGUAGGCUACAUUAAAGGGCUUGUGUUUAUGGUUAAUGGGUUAUCUAAAUUUGAAUGGUGUGAUUUUUGUGAAGUGAUUAUUUUCUGCUGUCUAUAUGAGAUAUUUCAUGCCUCCCUGUCACCACUGGAGGGUGGUAUUAUCCAGAGUCUGUUAUCAACUGUCACCAGACCUGCGAUGUACGAGGGUGGCGCACAGCAACCAGGCUUUGGCUUGAUUUAAUCAGUUUGCAAUGUGUAAAAUAAUAUUGCUGCCAAAUAUGCUCAAUAAAACUUUACUGGCUCUAUCA